AUGGUUCACCACGAACCUGUGAUCUCAAACACAUCCACAAAGUCGGAACAAUUCAUGAUACCAACAAGAAUUAGCGAACAAGAAAAUCCAACCACGACCAAUAAUGAAACUGCAAGUACUAUUUCUCACACAAUGACUAUUCCGAUUGAGGAACUUAAUGGAAGGAACAUGAAUGACGAUCAAUAUUCUCAAUUUAAAAACAAUCUCGAUGAUCUCGAGGCACAGCAGGAAAGAGAAAUUAACAAAUUGAAAAUUCCUGGAUCAUUCUAUCCAACGGAUGUGGAUUGGAAUAUUAUUGGCAAUUUUUCGGGAAUUGAAUCCAAUGUUCGGAAACAAUUGAGAGGAGUUUACAUGUUACUGGCUGCCUCUGUUCUUUGUGCCACAUUCGGAAGCGCAGUUUCUGUCUUUUACAACUUGCAACCUUCUAUUUUGUAUAGUCUUGUUUCGAUUGGGUUGAUAAUUUAUGUGAACUUUACAAGCUCGAUGGCUGGGUUGUUGGCUCUUGGUUUGAGCUUUGGUUUUCAAUUAGGACCUCUGAUAAGUCUUAUAAUUACAGACAUUGAUCCAUGGAUUCCGCUCUAUGCCUUGGUGGGAACAACUUUGAUUUUUAGUUGUUUCUCAGUCGCUGCUCACUUCUCCAAACGAAGAAGCAUGCUAUUCAUUGGAGCAACUCUCUCGAGCUUCCUCUCGUUGACAGUGUGGACUCUGUUUUUCUCUCUGAUUUUUGGAACAUUUGCAUUGUAUGAAGUAAUUUCAGUAUAUGGUGGUUUGCUGAUGUUUUGUGGAUAUGUGGUUUACGACACUCAAAUCAUCAUAGAACGCUGUCAUGCUGGAGAUGAAGAUCUUGUUCGAAUGGCGCUUCAACUUUUCAUCAAUUUCAUUGCUAUUUUCGUGAGAAUUUUGAUUAUUCUUUCGAAGAAGAGAUCACGCGAUAAUGAAUAA
Naegleria fowleri is the source of this 942-nucleotide messenger RNA. RefSeq lists its product as uncharacterized. The transcript has a single exon. The record is from RefSeq and is a predicted model, not a curated record. The coding region runs from base 1 to 942 and encodes 313 amino acids. Gene Ontology annotation, cellular component: membrane. Lineage: Eukaryota; Heterolobosea; Eutetramitea; Acrasida; Naegleriidae.